CAGAUCCAUAUGCGUAUACAUUCUGGCGAGAAACCACACGUUUGCGAAGUAUGUGGCAAGGCCUUCAGCGUUCGAAAAUAUCUGAUUGUACAUUUGAGAACGCAUACAGGUGAAAGACCGUAUGAAUGUAAGGUCACCAUUGAACUCGAGGAUCGAACCAACAACUCAACAGCAAGUGAUCAUGGAAAGAUCGAUAAUUUUAUAUUCAAUCAUAAAAGAAGAGGACGACUAUUCAACGAAUCAAUAUGAAAAUACAUUGCCAAAGAUUCGUUGCGCAAAAAUUGAAAGUCUGACCAGAAACGAUUCAAACGGCGAAGAAGAAUCCAAAGAAACAACGAAAGAAGAAACGGUCUCCGACAUUAAGCAUCCUGAUGCCUUGGCACAGACAUUCUAUCAGUGUGAUAUGUGUAAAAAGCUUUUCAGGACAAAGAAUCUUUACGAAGGCCAUCGAGUGUCUCACAGCGACGCUCGACCUUAUCAAUGUGAUAUCUGCGAGAAAUCCUUCAAGAGGACCAACACACUAGCCGUCCAUAGAAGAAUCCACACUCGAGAGAGGAAUUUUGUGUGCGACGUAUGCGGGCACGCGUUUGUCCAAGCUUUCCAAUUAACUACUCAUCAGAGGCGCCAUUUCGACAAGUAUACAAGAUACUGCGAAGUAUGCAAGAAAGGAUUCUUCACGAACGCCGAAUUACACGGUCACAUGAACGUGAAACACGGAGCUAAAGAACACGUUUGUGACUCUUGCAACAAGUCUUUCCCGAAUAAUCAUACUUUGGUGAAGCAUCUGAAGGUUCAUGAUCCAAAUUUCAAGCCUGUGAAGCACCAGUGUGAAUUCUGCGGCAAGACGUUUGUUUAUAAGAAUUCUUUGGUGUUCCACGUAAAGUCCCAUAUGGGUGAAAAUAAAUACGAUUGCCAUCUUUGCGGUAAAUCAGUAUCUUCUAAAGGAUCUCUUCAGGAUCAUCUUCGACUUCAUAGCGGGGAAAAAUUGUUGAUCUGUGAUGUCUGCGGUAAAGCUUUUCGCAAGAGGAGCACUCUGGUUGUUCACAAAAGAACUCAUACCGGAGAGAAACCGUAUACUUGUGACACGUGUGGAAAAUCAUUCACGCAGCACUCGACGUUGGUCAUUCACAAACGAUAUCACACAGGACAGAGACCGUACCAGUGCGAGAUUUGCAGCAAAUCGUUCGUUUCCAGGUCGUCGUUGAACGCUCAUAACAAAGUGCACACAGUGAACGUUGCGGUGGACCAAAUAGAGUGAUCUUUAAAACUUUGAAAAGUUAUAAAAAAUUAGUGACAAUAAAAGAUGAUGUUUUUGCAAAAAGAGUCACAGGAAAUGAACUUUUGGUUUAGAGGGAUAUUUAGCAGGUUUUCCGAAGAAAGGUUGAAAUUUUAAAUGCUACUUUCAUACCUGAUGAUACAUUUAUCAUACUUGAAAUUUUUCAUUGCAUAUUAUCGAUUCUAAUUCUCAAGUGCGAUGAAGACGUAAUUGAAUGAAAAGGAAUGUUCAUUGGUGCCAAAGUUAUAAGUUGCACAAUAUCAAUUAUAUUUUUGUACCUUUUCUUUUUUUUUUUUUUUUUUUUUGUUUCUAAUCUGCCGAGAAUAUCUUUUUAAUUUCACCAUUCGGGUAACGUAUCGAAACAUAUCACUUUCGUAUAUUAUAUUUCCUACAGUAUUAUGUUAAUCUACGUUAUGACAUUGUACAUAGCGAAUUUAGAAUAAGAGAGUCUGUGGGCAAAGUGCAAGCAGCUUUCGGCCGAUCUCUAAAAAAUUUGUAAAUCGGUCAUAUGGAACAUGGUAUUUUUUCAAGUUAAUUAAGACAUACCAUUGCAUGUACAAUUCUGUUAAAUAAAACAACUAUUUGACAUCGUCCAAGCAAGAUCGCUCUUAUUAUUAGAAACGCAAUUUCGAAAUACCAUCUUCGCAACUUAUUGUUUCUUUUUCAUACUACAUAUCGCUAGAUCCAGAUCCAUCUCUGCAUCACACACAACUUUCGUGUAACUAACUUUAAUAAUGCGAUUGUCUACGAUUUGCUAAUCUAUUCAGGAACUUCACAUUGAAAGCAAACCGUAGAGCGUGCUGGAUAUCUCUUCCAGGUAUACGAUUUGAGAAAACGCGUUCCGGGCGCGGAAAGACUCCGACUAUUCAACGAGGACAUCUGAUACUGAUGUGUCCCUUCGAAUUUUUAU
This is a messenger RNA of Bombus pyrosoma, 2186 nucleotides long. RefSeq names its product zinc finger protein OZF-like. The transcript has 2 exons. The record is from RefSeq and is a predicted model, not a curated record. Gene Ontology annotation, molecular function: RNA polymerase II cis-regulatory region sequence-specific DNA binding; DNA-binding transcription factor activity. Gene Ontology annotation, biological process: regulation of transcription by RNA polymerase II. NCBI's taxonomy places the organism in Eukaryota, Metazoa, Arthropoda, Insecta, Hymenoptera, Apidae. Bases 122 to 1258 code for a protein of 378 amino acids.